Molecule: messenger RNA, 2780 nt
Organism: Cuscuta europaea
Lineage: Eukaryota; Viridiplantae; Streptophyta; Magnoliopsida; Solanales; Convolvulaceae
Source: the annotation of a GenBank genome assembly
UCCACGCCCUGCUGCUCCUAUUCAAGUUCUUCCACCUCUAGAGCCAUAUCUAUUCUUUGCUGCUUCAACUUACUUCUUUUAUAACCAAAGGGCAAUUUUUUUUUAUUAUUCGGCUGUAAAACCCACGUUACUCGCAGUCACAGUCCGCAUCUUUCCAACCCCCAAAGGCCAAAUUGCAAUUUCCAAGCAAUUUCCAAGUGUUUUGGUUUCUGGCUUUCUGCUCUAAUUGGUCUUGCGGGGUAAACUGAGAGGCGUGAGAGCUGCUUUUUGGUGGUAAGCGGAGGCCUGGGAUUCUGAGAACUGCCUAGGCCUGGGAUUCUGAGAACUGCUGGUCACGGCUAAGUGGCUAAGAGGGAUAAAAGAUGGUGCAGUAUAAUUUCAAAAAGAUUACCAUUGUCCCCAAUGGGAAAGACUUUGUUGACAUCAUCCUCUCCCGUACACAAAGGCAGACUCCAACUGUUGUUCACAAGGGCUAUGCAAUAUCUCGUAUCCGUCAGUUUUACAUGCGCAAAGUGAAAUAUACACAGUCAAACUUCCAUGACAAACUCUCCACUAUUAUUGAGGAGUUCCCCAGGCUUGAUGAUAUCCAUCCUUUCUACGGUGACCUCCUCCAUGUCCUUUAUAACAAAGACCAUUACAAGCUUGCACUUGGCCAAAUAAAUACAGCAAGGAACUUAAUUUCCAAGAUCGCAAAGGAUUACGUCAAAAUGUUGAAGUAUGGUGAUUCUCUCUACCGAUGCAAGUCUUUGAAGAUUGCUGCCCUGGGACGAAUGUGUACCGUGAUAAAGCGAAUCACACCCAGUCUGGCAUAUCUUGAGCAAAUUAGACAGCACAUGGCUAGGUUGCCUUCGAUCGAUCCAAACACUAGGACACUUUUGAUUUGUGGGUACCCUAAUGUCGGUAAGAGCUCUUUCAUAAACAAAAUUACAAGAGCAGAUGUUGACGUGCAGCCUUAUGCGUUCACCACAAAGUCCUUGUUUGUGGGUCACACUGACUACAAAUACCUUAGGUAUCAAGUCAUCGACACUCCGGGAAUAUUGGACAGACCAUUUGAGGAUCGCAAUAUCAUAGAGAUGUGCAGCAUUACAGCUUUAGCCCAUCUUAGAGCUGCGGUUUUAUUUUUCCUAGAUAUAUCAGGAUCUUGUGGUUAUAGUAUUGAACAGCAAUCUGCUUUGUUCCACAGUAUAAAGUCUCUCUUUAUGAACAAACCCUUGGUCAUAGUUUGUAACAAAACUGAUUUGCAGCCUUUGGAUGGGAUAUCAGAGGAAGACAAGAAGUUAGUCAUGCAGAUGAAAGAAGAAGCUAUGAAGACUGUCAUUGGACAAGGUGGGGAGGCCACAGACGACCAAGGUGUGCUUUUGACUAUGAGUGCUUUAACUGAAGAAGGUGUGAUUUCCGUGAAGAAUGCUGCUUGUGAGAGGCUGUUGAACCAAAGAGUUGAAGUCAAGAUGAAGUCUAAGAAGCUAAAUGACUGCUUAAACCGUUUUCACGUCGCCAUGCCCAAACCACGUGACCAGAAAGAAAGGCCUGUGUGCAUACCUCAGGCAGUGCUGGAAGCGAGAGCAAAGAAAGCAGUGGAAGUUGCAGAGAAAGAGAAGAAGAAGCUUGAGAGGGAUCUUGAGAAUGAGAAUGGAGGUGCAGGUGUCUACUCUGCCAAGUUGAGUAAGCACUAUAUCCUGGCGGAUGAUUCUUGGAAAGAUGAUGUCAUGCCAGAGAUUCUCGACGGGCACAAUGUGUUUGACUUCAUCGAUCCUGACAUCUUGCAACGGCUCGAGGAGUUGGAGAAAGAAGAAGGGCUUCGGCAAGAACAAGGAGAUGAAGGUGGCAUGGAGAUGGAAGGUGGGCUGGAGCUGACAUCUGAAGAAAAAGCCACCUUGGCUGAGAUCAGGAAAAGGAAGAGUGUGCUGAUCCAACAGCACCGUAUUAAGAAAAGUACGGCCGAAAGCCGACCAACCGUUCCAAGGAAGUUCGAUAAGGAUAAAACGUAUACGUCAGAGAGGAUGGGCAGGCAGUUGUCUGGUCUGGGACUCGAUCCAACCCUUGCGGUCAACCGUGCACGCAGUAAGUCAAGGGGGCGUAAGAGGGAACGAUCUGUAUCUGGCAUGGGCGACUCGAUGGAUGUUGAUGGUGAUGAGGAGACUCCUAACAAGAAGAAGUUGAAGUUGAUGCUGUCUAGGUCCAGGUCAAGGUCAAAGUCAAGGCUUCCAAAUGAAUUGGUGCCUGGUGAAGGAUUCAAAGACUCUGCACAAAAGUCUAAGGCUAUUGAUUUGGCUAGGAACUCUUUCAAGGUGCGGAACAAGGCAGCCUGCAAGGGUGAAGGUGAUAGAACUAUUCCUAAUCUGAAACCAAAGCACUUGUUUUCUGGCAAGCGUUCUAACGGAAAAACACAAAGGCGUUAAGGUAUACGAGGUUCUGAUGAAGUUGUGCAAAUUUUUGGAGUGUUGUGUAUCUCAGCUUGUUGUUCUGGGGAGUCGAUUGGAUCCACCGAAUACUCCUCUCUUUUUGGUUUUGCAAGUUAUUUAGUGUUGCUUCUUAUGUUUCUGUUUUUUGCCGCUCCAUAUAAUGUUCAUUUUUGUUAUUUUCUCAAGGGAUAAGUUUUUACCUUUUUCUAUUUUGACUGGUGUCGUUUGUUUUGAAAGAAUGAUGCAGAUAUGAUAUUUAGAGUUUAAUUAAAGACACAAAUAUGAUACUUAUCCAACGACAGAGUGACCAUAAAACUUAGCUCUAGAUCUAUUAAAUUUCUCUCUGCAGAGGCCCCAACAUACAUCCAAAUAUCUCAC